UCCGCAUCCGAAUCCUCCUCAUUCCUUUCCAUUUCCGGCCCAUUUCUAUACUUGUUGUGCAUUCACCCUAUACCUUGAUAUCCCUACUACUAACAAUCCCAUCCCAUUUGGCUUCCUCCCCUGCACCAUGCCAUCGACCGUGUUACCCACGGUGCAGCACCCAAAGACCGGGGUCGUCAAGUUCACCAACUGCUUGCUUGUCCAAGGCAAUGAGCUGGUAGAUGGCGACCUCUGGGUCAGUUCCGUCACAGGCAAGAUCCUGAAUGGCCAAGAGAUAUUGUACGAGCAACGUGUAGCGCCCGACGACAUAGUCGAUCUCGCCGGUCGCAUUCUGUCCCCUGGUCUGAUCGAUGUGCAACUCAACGGUGCUUAUGGCUUCGACUUUUCCGUCAUACCAUCCGAGGGAUCCACAGCGUACCGCAAGGGAGUCCAAAUGGUAAAUAGCAAUCUGGUCCGUGGAGGUGUAACUUCUUAUAUGCCCACCAUCACCUCUCAACGACCCGAAGUAUAUCAUAAAGCUCUCCCCUUCCUCGGCCCUUCAGGCGCAUCUCGAAAUGCCGCCCAGGGUUCCGAAUCCCUCGGAGCCCACUGUGAAGGCCCCUUCAUCUCCCCAACCAAAAACGGGAUCCACAACAUCUCUGUGCUGCAAACCCCCCACGCAGGCCUCUCAUCCCUCUCCACCGUCUACGGCCCGCACAACCUCCCCCCCAACGCCCCAUCCCCCAUCAAACUCGUGACCCUCGCGCCCGAACUCCCCGGCGCCCUCCCCGCCAUAUCCGCCCUAACAGAGCGCAACAUCCGCGUGUCAAUCGGGCACUCGGAGUCGACGUACGAAGAAGCCAAACUCGCCAUGCGCGCCGGCGCAUCGUCAAUCACCCACCUGUUCAACGCCAUGCGGCCCCUGCACCACCGCAACCCCGGCAUCUUCGGCCUCCUGGGCACCGCCUCCUCGACGGUCAAACCGAAACCGUACUUCGGCAUCAUCGCAGACGGCAUCCACAUCCACCCGACGUCCAUCAAGAUCGCGUGGAACGCGCACCCGGACGGCCUGGUCCUCGUCACCGACGCCAUGCGCUUGGCCGGCAUGCCGGACGGCGUGUACGACUGGACCAACGGGUCGCGCAUCGUCAAGGCCGGCGCGCUCCUCACGCUCGAGGAAAACGGCAAAAUCGCCGGCUCUAGCAUCGAGCUCGUGCAGUGCGUCGAGAACUUUUUGAACUGGACCGGCGCCAGCUUGUCCGAGGGGUUGAGGGCCGUCACGGAGACGCCCGCGAAGAUGCUGGGCGUGGAGAGCGUCAAGGGUGGUUUGAGGGCCGGCAUGGAUGCUGAUCUCGUUGUGUUGGAUCUCGCGGAUGGCGCCGUCGGAGGGGAUAAGAAAUUGAGCGUGGAGCAGGUUUGGAAAUUCGGGAUAAAGGUUUUUGAUCGAUCUGAGGAACAUGGUCAAAAGGUUCCGCAGUGA
Messenger RNA from Periconia digitata, 1459 nucleotides. Lineage: Eukaryota; Fungi; Ascomycota; Dothideomycetes; Pleosporales; Periconiaceae. The record is from the annotation of a GenBank genome assembly.